Molecule: messenger RNA, 2095 nt
Organism: Alligator mississippiensis (American alligator)
Lineage: Eukaryota; Metazoa; Chordata; Crocodylia; Alligatoridae
Product: alpha-fetoprotein
Exons: 15
Coding region: 103-1947 (614 amino acids)
Biological process (GO): transport
Cellular component (GO): blood microparticle; cytoplasm
Source: RefSeq, a predicted model, not a curated record
ACACUUAACUUCAGAAGAGUAUAAAAGAAAAUUCUUUUUUUUUUUGCAUCUUUCUACCUUCCCUGUGCAGUCCAGCACCACCAUCCUAAAAAUUCCGACAUAAUGAAGUGGGGAACAUUAAUUUCUUUUCUUUUCGUUGUAAGCCUUACAAUAGCAAAAGCCCUGCCCAGAAGUUAUCGGGAUGUAGGGGAAAAAAACAUUAUCCGUGAACGUUUUGCUGAGCUAGGAGAACAAAAUUUUAGAGCCAUAUCCAUGGUCAUGUUUGCUCAGUAUGUGCAGAAAGUCUCUUUUGAAAAAGCAGCUAAAAUGGUAGAUGAUGUCACAGAUCUUGCAAAAAGGUGUGUUGCUGAUGCCAAAGACCCAAAAUGUGCCGAGCCACUGACUACCCUUCUCCUGGCUGAAAUCUGCCAGGAGGAAGGCCUUACUGGAAUUACUGAGUGUUGUGCUAAAGAUGACUCUGAAAGAAAUGAAUGUUUUCUGUCCCAUAAAAAUGUCACCAAAGGAUUCAUUCAUCCCUUUAAAAAUCCAGAACCUGAAAAAGCAUGCAGUGAUUAUGCUGAUAACCAAAAUUCACUAGUAGGCUAUUUCAUCUAUGAAAUUUCCAGACGGCAUCACUUCCUCUAUGCCCCGACAAUCCUUUUCACUGCUUACAAUUAUGAGAAGAUGAUGAACAACUGCUGUAGCGCUAAAAACAACCCUAAUUUUAACCUGACAGAAUGCUUUGUAAAGCAGCAACCAGUUGUGAUAAAGCCAGUAAAAGAAGAUGGUUCCAUGCAGGAACACACAUGUGAGAUCCUGAAGAAAUUUGGAGAAAGAACAUUGAAGGCUCUGACGCUUGCUCUUUUCAGCCAGAAAUUUCCUAAGGCUGAUUUUGACACCAUGAUGAAAAUGACAACAGACAUUGUGGAGAUGCAAAAGGAAUGUUGUCAAGGAGACAUGCUGGAUUGUAUGCAUGACAGGGCAGAGUUUACAUCAUACGCAUGUUCCCACCAAGACGCCAUCUCAAGUAAAAUUCAAAACUGCUGUGAAAAGCCUGUGCUUGAAAGAAGCAAAUGUAUAUUUAUGUCAGAAAAUGAUGACAAACCCACAGGCUUGUCACCUCAAGUCAGACAGUUUAUAGAGGAUCAAGAUGUCUGCAAACACUUUGAAGAGAAAAAAGAUGUCUACUUGGCCGAGUUUCUCUAUGAAUAUUCCAGAAGACACCCCGAGUUCUCCCUUCAAAUGCUUUUAAGAAUUGGUAAAGGAUACCACGGUUUACUGGAAAAGUGCUGCAAAACCAGCUCUCCUCAAGAGUGCAAUGGCAGAGGGGAAGAAGAGCUGAGAAAACACAUCCAGGAGUCCAUAGCACUGUUAAAGACCAACUGUGAACAAUACAAGGAACUGGGAGAUUAUGCUUUCCAAAAUGAGCUUCUUCUGCGCUAUACCAAGAGAAUGCCUCAGCUGUCCUCCAAAGAGCUGAUCCAAUACACAAAGGAAAUGGUGGCAGUUGCUUCCAGGUGCUGUCAGCUCAGCGAUGACAAACAAAUGCUGUGUUCUGAGGGAUUUUUGGAUCUUGUGCUUGGGGGAAUAUGUAGAAGACAUGGGACAGAUCCUAUAAACCAGAAUGUCUGCCGUUGUUGUGAUGAUUCCUAUGCUCUCAGGGCGCCCUGUAUCGCCAGCUUGGACGUUGAUGAAAAAUACAUACCAAUACCAUUGACUCCUAGUCUAUUUACCUUUGAUGAAGGCUUGUGUACAACUGAAGAAAACAAACUACAAGAAAAGAAGCAGAAUCUGCUCAUCAACCUCAUCAAGUAUAAGCCUCACAUUACAAAAGAACAGCUGGACUCCAUCACUACAGCUUUUACCACCUUUAGAGAGAAGUGCUGCAAGGUGGACAACCAUAAUGCAUGCUUUGCAGAAGAGGGCCCAAAUCUGAUAACCCAGGGCAAGGCUAUUUUGGGAGAAUAAAACUACUCAGUGGAAGAAGAUGGUGAUAAAAUUCAUCUGUGCUCCAUUUAUUUUGUUUUUUCUUUUCUAUUUGCCAUCUAUGUCUAAGUCCUCUCAAGUGAAGGAAACAAGAGUCUUCUAUUAUUUUUAUCUCUCAGUUUUGCGACCA